Molecule: messenger RNA, 501 nt
Organism: Macrosiphum euphorbiae (potato aphid)
Lineage: Eukaryota; Metazoa; Arthropoda; Insecta; Hemiptera; Aphididae
Source: the annotation of a GenBank genome assembly
AUGGAUGUUGAUGACCAUUAUACACGUCGUUAUCCGUACAGUGUGGUUUGGACUCCGAUACCAUUUAUAAGUUGGUUAUUUCCAUUUAUUGGUCAUAUGGGAAUCACUACAUCAACUGGGGUAAUACGAGAUUUUUCUGGAUCAUUUUAUGUUGCUGAAGAUGAUAUGGCCUUUGGAUAUCCUACUAAGUACUGGCAGUUGGAUAUAAGAACUAUAAUUGGUGGUUCUAAAGCAUGGGAUAAAGCUGUUAAUGAAGCAUCGAUUGAAUAUUUCAAUAGAAUGCACAACCUACUAUGUGAUAACUGUCAUUCCCAUGUUGGCAUGGCAUUGUCAUUAAUGAAUUACAGUAAAAGCAAAAAUUGGAAUAUGGUUAAAUUAGCUUUGUACACUUUUAUUUUUGGAAAAUAUGUGAGUUGCAGUGCAUGGCUUAAAACAUGGGGCCCAUUCAUCAUUUUUGUGUUUGUGUGUUUUGGACUUUAUUCAUAUGGAAAAUAUUUCUAA